UCUGCGCUGUCCUGUGCUCCCUUUCAUCCCCCGGCUCUCUCCAUUCCGGUGGCUUCAUGCUCAGCUCUCGCCCUCCUCGGUCGCCAUGCAGAACAACCACACUAAGGAGCAUCUCUUUAAGAUUCUUGUCAUAGGGGACCUCGGGGUCGGCAAGACCAGCAUCAUCAAGCGGUAUGUCCAUCAAAACUUCAGCCCCAACUACCGAGCCACCAUCGGGGUGGACUUCGCACUCAAAGUCCUUAACUGGGAUCAGGAGACGGUGCGCCUACAGCUGUGGGACAUUGCAGGUCAGGAGAGGUUUGGCAACAUGACCCGUGUGUACUACCGCGAGGCCAUGGGUGCCUUCAUUGUGUUUGACGUCACGAGGCCCGCCUCCUUUGAGGCCGUCACCAAAUGGAAGGAGGACUUGGAUUCCAAACUGUCACUUGCCAAUGGGAAACAUGUAGCCACCGUGCUUUUAGCUAACAAGUGUGACCAGGGCCGGGAUGUACUGACCAAUAAUGGAAUAAAGAUGGAGCAGUUCUGCGAGGAGAACGGCUUUGUGGGAUGGUACGAGACGUCCGCUAAGGAAAAUAUCAACAUCGAUGAAGCGGCUAACUGCCUGGUGAAACACAUCAUUGCCACUGAGAAUGACAUGCUCCAAUCAGAAGUCCCCGACACCAUCACUCCGCAGCUGGAGAACGACAGAGGCGGGACAUGCUCCUCCUGCUUCAGAUCCCAGUGACAGCCUCACACAGUUGGAUGUCCUUUUGUAUCUCAUUACACACAAAGUCCAGUUUGUCUGUGAGCAGGAGACAGAGGGAGAAUUACUUUGGCUGUUUUUUUUUUUGUAGGAAAUCAUGUAUGGGUGCCAACUCCAUUCCUUGUCUGGUAGGGUGGGUGGUGGGGGUGAAAGACAGGCAGCUGGCUCAAGAAAUGGAGGCAGAAAGAGAGAUGGAUGCAGCUGUGUGCGCUUGUCAAAGGCAAGGUCACCCUCUGGGCGACUUCAAGCCUUGACACUGCCACUUCGGUUACCAUGGAGACACAGUUAAUGAACACAUGCACAGAAAGAUUGCAGCGAGUCCCGGUAUAUCUGUCCAGAGGUCUGUGGAGUUCAUCUCUAUUUACCUUUUUUUUUUUUUUUUUUCUGUGUCUGAGUUUGUCUCUGCCUGUUUCUUUCUUCACGCCCCUCCCUCACAGCGUUUCUUUAGCUUCAUUUUGGGCUAAUAAGAAAGCAGAUAUAGUUUUCUUCCAGAUAUCCAAAGCAAUUCAAUUUUAGUCGCGAUAACACUACAGCUACAGUAUUAGCGUUUCUUUAGAUUCAUUUUUCUUGUCUUCCCUCAUGUACACCUGCCGGAUCCUAUAAUGUAUAGCAGAUUAUAUUGAUGUAAUUAAAGUGCCUUUUCCAAUACAAACCAUUUUAUUUAAUGUCUUCAAUAGAUGUAUUCACUAACAUAUUUUAUUUAAUAAGUGCACU
Messenger RNA from Cottoperca gobio, 1456 nucleotides. RefSeq names its product RAB38a, member RAS oncogene family (gene rab38a). Lineage: Eukaryota; Metazoa; Chordata; Actinopteri; Perciformes; Bovichtidae. The transcript has 3 exons. The record is from RefSeq and is a predicted model, not a curated record. Gene Ontology annotation, molecular function: GTP binding; GTPase activity. Gene Ontology annotation, cellular component: Golgi apparatus; trans-Golgi network; late endosome. Gene Ontology annotation, biological process: phagosome-lysosome fusion; endosome to lysosome transport. The coding region runs from base 86 to 724 and encodes 212 amino acids.